UCCUCAGAGUGAUGACAUCUGAGGGAGAUCACUGCUCCGGACACUGAACUGGUUUCCACAGCCAGGAUGAAUGAGAUGAAGAUUGCAGUGCUGGGCGGUGAAGGUGUUGGCAAAUCAGCUCUCAUCGUCCGGUUCCUCACCAGGCGUUUUAUUGGCGAGUACGCAUCAUCCUCAGAGUGCGUGUACAGGAAGUGUCUGUCUUUGGAUGGGAGGCAAGUUCACCUGGAGCUCUAUGACCCCUGCUCUCAGGCCUGUGAGGGUAAGUCUGCUUUAAAAAGCCAGAUCCACUGGGCUGAUGGUUUCAUCUUGGUGUACGAUAUCAGCGACCGCUCCUCCUUCCUCGCGGUCAAAGCCAUCGUGCACCUGAUCCUAGAGCUGCACCAUGGAUCUGCCAAAAGGAAUGUAGACUCGCCCAUAUUUCUGGUGGGCAACAAACAGGACCUGUGCCACAUGCGAGAGGUGCAACGGGAAGAGGGUCAGCGUCUCGCCGCCGAGUUUCACUGCCAGUUCUACGAGCUGUCAGUGGCUGAGCACUACCAGGAGGUGGCGCUCAUAUUCUCCAAGAUGGUGCAGAAGGCCAGCCUGAGCAGCAAGGCCAAGGAGCGCAGGAGGCGCCCGAGCGGCUCAAAGUCCAUGGUCAAGCUCAUCAACAACAUCUUCGGGAAGAGGAGGAAAUCGGUGUGACGAGGACAGCUGUCAGUCAAGACUGGGACCAAUGGCUUCAUAAAUUCAUUAUGUUUAGUGUUGCUUUUGAUUAACAUUGAACUGACUCAGACGUGUAGCAACUGCCAGAAUUAGUUUGGAGGUGGAGGGGUUAACCAAAAUGUUCCCACAUCACUUCCUAACUUUUUCUCUCACUUGAUCACUGAUCUUGAUUGGACCAAUAUUGUCACAUGACACAUGCGGUUGAUAGACAAAAGGUACACUGUAGCUUUCCUUAGCUUUAAAUGAUUAACGUUUGUUGGCGUACUGAGGUUCCUUCGUCCCAUAUCCUGAUAUUAGAUUGUGGUGGUGUGUAUCCUGGUUUAGUUUUCCGUUUCAGAAUCAUUGCAGCUCUAGUGUGCAAACAGCUGUCAGCAUGAUAAUGCAGUAAUACACAGCUCGUAUUUACUUUAUGACCUGCUUCCUGCUUUCUGUAAUUAAUUCAUACUUUUAAUCUUCGAGAUCCUUGCAAGUCUUUUAACGUGAGAUGUGUCUUGGAUCGUUAUCAGCCAAAGAAACCAAACCUAAGGAAAAAUGUGUAACAUUUAAAUCAAGAGAAACAAAUGAAGUUAAAGCUGUGAUAUGUGACUUAAUGUCAGUGUUGCCAGAUCGGGAAUUGUUGAACUAUCGUACCAGGAAUUUAAAGGGAAAUUAUCUUACUCGAUCUGAGUAGGGAUGGGGCACUGAAUACCAACGUUUCAAAUUAUUUUGAAACAUGUGACAGAAAAUACUUUUGUUAAGCUUGCAAAGGUGUAACCAAGAGAUGAUCACAUUCAUAUCACUAAGAUGAUUGGCUGAAAAGACGUCAUGUCAAGUCUGAAGGUGGAUAAAUCUUGAUUAGAUCAUGUCAUGGUAUAUAAUUUCAAUGUUUUUGCAUCAAAUACAGAGUUCAAAAGGAACUUGUAAUGCUUUUACUCAU
This is a messenger RNA of Limanda limanda (common dab), 1621 nucleotides long. RefSeq names its product RERG/RAS-like a (gene rergla). The coding region runs from base 67 to 684 and encodes 205 amino acids. NCBI's taxonomy places the organism in Eukaryota, Metazoa, Chordata, Actinopteri, Pleuronectiformes, Pleuronectidae. Gene Ontology annotation, molecular function: GTPase activity; GTP binding. The transcript has 5 exons. The record is from RefSeq and is a predicted model, not a curated record.